Molecule: messenger RNA, 888 nt
Organism: Nematolebias whitei (Rio pearlfish)
Lineage: Eukaryota; Metazoa; Chordata; Actinopteri; Cyprinodontiformes; Rivulidae
Product: transcription factor TBF1
Source: RefSeq, a predicted model, not a curated record
AAGUUUAUCAGCGAGCGACUAACUGUUGCUGCUGAAGAAAUAUUUACGGAGUUUGAGAAAACCAUCGUCCAGUACGAGGAGGUGAUCGAUCGUCAGCGCAAACUGCUGGACAUCAGCUGGAAACCUCAGAUAAACCUACACACAACAGAACCCCCACAGCAUUGUGUCUGGAAGGAGGAGGUUCUCACUGAUCAGCAUCUCUAUAAUCAGGAGAGGAACUCCAGUUUGGACCAGGAGGAACCAGAACCUCCACAGAUUAAAGAGAAACAGGAGGAAAUCUGUACCGGUCAGGAUGAAGAACAGCUUUCACUGAGGCAGGAGCAUGAUACGUUUAUGGUGACACCUGCUUAUGAGGAAAUUAACUACAAGAAACCAGAACCUGCACAGGAGGAACCAGAACCUGCACAGGAGGAACCAGAGCCUGCACAGGAGGAACCAGAGCCUCCACAACAGGAGCAGCUCUGUAUUUUGCUCUAUCUCCCACAGCAUCCCACCUGGAAGGAGGAAGAGGCUCUCACUGACCAAUGGCUCUGUAGCCAGGAGAGGAACUCCAUUUUGGACCAAGAGGAACCAGAACUUCCACAGAUAAAAGAGGAACAAGAUGAUCUUGAAAUUCCACAGAUUAAAGAAGAACAGAAGGAUCCAGAUCCUCCACAGGAAAACCCAAAAGCACUAGAGAUGAAAGAGGAGCACGAGACUGAAUCCUUUAUGGUAACUCCUUUUUAUAAGGAAAGAAACCACAGGGAACUGGAACCAAACAUAGACCAAUGGUUCUCUCUAAACUCGCCUGAAGCUGAGAACCAAGUUCAGGAAGGAAGCAGAAAAACAGACUCAGGAUUCAACAGAGAUAAAGAGCUGAAACAAAAUAAGAGAAGUUCACAAACCAGA